GCGGAGAGGAAAUAAAGCGACAGACGCGCUUUGUGUCAUAACGUGCGCCGGCAAUGGAAGCUCACGGCGUUGGAUAUGUGGUUUUAACAGCGCGAGUCGAUAGCUCCGAACACCCUGCCGGCCGCCACCGUGCGAGGGUCGCAACACGAAGUUCGGAUCCCGGCGAACUUCGGUUGUUGGCGCUUGUGAUAUGGCGAGCUGCACAAGGAGUUUGUUGGCGUCAUCAUGAUGAUGCCGACAAACUCCUUGCGCAGCUCGCCAUAUCGCAAGCGCCAACAAGCGAAGUUCGCCGGGAUCCGAACUUCGUGUUGCGACCCUCGCACGGUGGCGGCUGGCAGGGUGUUCGGAGCUAUCGACUCGUGCGGGCAAGUGGGGGCGCCGUUGCAACUGCAAGCCCGAACUACAACAUGAUUGUUGGUGGAGACGCUUCCAACCCCACUGCGCAGCCAUGUGGUCCUGUCAUCUUCAUCGAUGACAGCAGAAGGCGUAGAGUGCUUGGUGCCGUCUUGCGGUGGGAGGACGCAAAGGGGGGCCGGCGACAUUUCUAUAUGCAGAAAGUUUAUGGCGCCAAGGGCAACGUCAUUGCAAAUUCGAAAGGGACGUUGUUGGACCUCGAAUUGUGUGAGGGGUUCGGAGCGGGUGCUGUGAACACCCCGUUCUACAGAGAACUCGUUCUCGGGGGCGGUUUUGUUUUGGCGCGUGAAUUUUUCGACAUGUUGGAGGACAAAAACAUCGCUCUAGACAUCCCCUGCGACAUCAACCCAUCCCUGGAGUUGUCGUUGCCAUUGAAGCUGUACAGCGGUUGCGAGUCAAGCGGGGCAGGGGCGGAGGGCGGUGAUCUGGGUUCUGGUCCCGCCACUCAGCUGCACCGUGGCGAGAGCCGAGGUCAGUUCGACGACAGCGAGGAUGAGGGGACUGCUCCGCCGUUGAGUGACACGCGGCGGUUUGUGUUGUCUAUUCCUGGGGUUCAGACUGAUGCUCCUGUUCAGCGGAAGAGUACGGGGCCUGCAGUACACGUGGCGGCCUAUUCGGAGGUCGACUUGGAGGCGAGCGAGGGACAGGGUGUGGAGGAGGUGGACGCGGGAGUCCUGGGCUCGCAAGGAGCUCCACAAAAGAGGAGGGUGGAUCGUCCAGACGAGUUCACCGGGACUCCCAUCGACGUCGACGCCGGGUACUUCCUCGAGUACGAAGACAGCGUUCGGACAAAGUGGGAGUUCGACAUUAGCCCUGCGCAGGUCGUCGAACUCGGGGACUGGGAGGACCUGUACAACCAGCGGUCCCUAGAUCCCGUGCUCGUGGAAGGGAUCAAGGAAGCGAUGCGGUUGGCGUUCGAAAACGAAGCGCAGUCUUACGAUUUACCAACCCUGAAACUGGCGCCGCUGAGGCUUGAUAAACCGACUCCGAGGACCAGGGCAGAACGUCUGAGACCGGAGGAUUGGAGGGAUGAGCUGGCGGGACAAUACUACUACUAUGCGGUGUAUGGGCAACACAACGCGGCUGCAGCGAGGUCGCUGCUCGACAACGAGGUGGCCAGGAAAUACAAUUUCGAGCGGUGGCCUGCACGAAUGGUCUACUUUUCGGACGACGACUUCGAAGGGUACUUCCUUGUCAGUUCCCAGGACAACAAGAAGGACCUGAAGGCGACCCAACGACAGCUGAAGCUCUCAAUGAGGGACGAUAGGUGGCAGUGGAAGCGCGCCGGUUGCCCGCGUGCUGUUAUGGGGAACCCCAUCGGAAAACAGGAUCAGGUCCGGAAGUGGCGUGAAUUCUGUAAUGUCGCACUCAACAUGACACCGCACAACAACUUGUGGAUUCUCGCAGAUCAGCAGGGCGAGGAGGCCAUCAGGAAAYAAGGCGCUKCCCUGCGUUCCUAUUUCCCRYUGGCGAUGGCRGGGGAGAACGUCURGAAACUGGYCGUCGAGUUUYUCGAGAAAUGGGAGACAGGCAGAUUGCUCGGACACGACGGCGCAAAGUGGAUCAUGCGGAAGAAGAAAGUCAAAAAUGUGAAGCCUGGGGUUGCAUACAUCCAUAAUGACAAGCUGGGCAGGAAGGAGGUCGUGUACAAUGUCCCUGUCGGCUCCCCAGCGUUGGCGAAGCUCGAAAAGUUGAGCGUCCAUGAGGUGGUGAAUUUGGUGAAGUGCGACCGGGUCCUGGUGCGUCUGUGGAACUACUACCAGUUCAAGCACGACAAAAGGCUGGACGCGGAUUGGAGCCAGAGGUUCCCGUUCCUGAAAUCAAGGUCUGCAAUUUUCAGACAGUUUGAGAGUCGUGGUUUGGAUGCUGAGUUGUGGGACGGGAGCACGAAAUACGUCACCGACUCCUCGCUGUUCAAGGACUGCCCGCCCUACAUGGGCUGCGACGACGACAGAUCGAUCGAGGCGACGGAGAAGCUGGCUCGUCACAAGAAGCUGUCCGUCGACUGGAGGAAUAAGGUCCUGUCCGUGUUGACUGGCAGUAGACUGAAGAGUCGAGAGAUCGCACUCGCCAAAGGCAUUGUGCACAUAAAAUGGAAUGACACGGGCGACGUGACAUCCAUCGCGCCAUUCGGCAAUGACCCCUUGGAGGCAGACAUAAGGAGUGCGGAGGUGAAGGAGGCAGUGGUUGCCACAAAGAGUCACACGUUCGUCCUCGAUCUGUGCGAACCGGUGGACCUGAAGCUUUGGAAACCGCAAGCGUUCGACACUCUGAAUUCCCAACUCCAGACGUGGUGUCCAUCGCAUUGGACGCUCGUUGUUUUUGUCCCGCGGCAGCAGAACCUCUCCUUUCUGGCCAGCAUGAACCAUCUUUCUUUCGUCAAGCUGCUGGAAGGGAAGUGGGUGAGGAGGAGUCAACAGAAGAAAAGCUUCCCCGUCGGGAAUAAUUUGUACACGGAAGACGACCGGAUGUACAUACUCUUUAAAGGCGACGAUUUGCGGGCCAACACGUUCGUCGUCUACGAUGGGAAACUGUCGGCAGGCGCCGCUGCUGCAGUGCGGGUACCACAGAAGGUUACGCAAACGGAUGUGUCCGACAUCCCAUUCAACGCUUGCGACUGGUCGCAUACCUCGCCUGCAUGUCGGGGCAUUGUGUACGGGGACAUGGAACGCAACCCCGCCCAAUUCGUUCAGCUUCUCGAAUCCAUCACCAAGAAGGGGGAGGGUGUCAUCUUCCUCGGGAAGCCACACGCGCGGUCAGUCUGGGAAGUACUGAAGGCAGGACGGCACGUCAUCGUGAUGGAAGGGAACUCCGAGCUCUUGCAAUUUACAAUUGAUCUCGUCAAAAGCGAGGUCAAUUCGGGUGCCCACAAUUGCGAGUUUAUGGUCGUCACCGAGACUCGGGCUCGCGCGUGGAACAACAAGACGGACAUGUGGUUCAAGUUGAGUGCGAGGAAGCGGAACAAGAUAUACGACUUCUUGUUCCUGCAAACGCGGCCGAAGAGAGACACCGACGCCGAGUACGUGCGCCGCAAGGACCACAUGUUCACGUUGCUCGACAACUACUACGGCGCCUCCCGCAUGAACGCGAAGACCUUCCUCGAGAGGUUGCAGUCCCUUUACUUCGUGGAGUCAGAGGAGGAGCUGACGUUCGGCAGUUACUCCUCCUUGAUCUCCACGGAAGACGAGGAGACCACCGGCAUCGAGUUCGACGCAACCGCGGACGAGGAGGGCAGUGACAGUGAAAGCCUCGACCUGCAGUACGACCAACAUUCUGCGCAGCACGGUACAGGGUCGUCCUUGGCAAGUCCGUCGACAAGCCCGGCGUCCCUCGUGUCACCGAUGGCGAAACCGGCGCCUGGCACUACCCCGAUGAAGUUGCUGCAGAGAAUGCAAGCUCUGGCCUCCGGCCAUCGCUCACUGCGGUCCCGGGGACCGGACGGUGGGGAGAACGAGGGCGACGAGGCUGGGGGCGGCAAACGAGUCUCGGGGCGACAACAAGAUGGUGACGAGGCUGAGGGCGGGUCUCAGGGCGACACCACGACCGCGGAAGGCAGCGGCGGGGUGGUGGGGGAGGCCCUCGGGCGUCAGCAGUCUACCAGUCCCAGUCCGGAAUGCUCGGCACAGUCGGAGGAUGUGCCCAGUUCAUCCACCUGCUCGGUGAUGGCGGCCUUGGUUGCUCUCUGUGCCGGCUCGGUCGAAACGUUCAAGUCCGUCGGGAUCCGAACUUCAAUGCUUGCAGAGCGGACAGAGAGGAUGGACGCGCAGAGCUGGUCAGGAGCGGGGGUGGCGAGUCCUCAUCCCAAAAUAGACAGCGGUGCGGUGAGGAACCGGACUUCGCCGCUUGUGGGGGAUCGCCAACCGCUUCGGUCGGAGCGAGAGGGUGCGUGUGGAGGGCCCGGUGAAAGGGAGACGGCGAAGUUCGUCGGGAUCCGAACUUCUCCAGGCAAGGAGUGUGGAGGGCCCGGCGACAUGGAGACGGCGAAGUUCGCCGGGAUCCAAACUUCUUCAGGCAAGGCGUGUGGAGGGCCCAGCGACAGGGAGUCGGCGAAGUUCGCCUUGGAUCCGAACAUCUUCAAGCAAGGGGGGCCAACCAGGGAUAUUGGUGCAGGCGGGAGGGGCUGCGUGCGGCGGGCGGGAAGCACAUUCAUCGGGAAUCGACACGGGUUCGGGCGAAGGGAGGAAUUGGAGGACGGAAGGGAUGAAGGGGAGGAAGAAGAGGAAGGAGAGGAAGGGGAAGAAACGGAGUUGGCUGGGUUGCUAGGAGGGCAGGAGGGGGGAAAAGGUGAACUCGAUACAGGAGACGACGAACGGACUUUCGGCGACGACGACGACAGAUCUGGGGAGUCUUCUGACAGAUUCGGGCAGCUGUACGGAGAACACCGCGAGGACGACGAGGACGACGAUGACACGGCACUGGGUAUGGAGACACAGAUGGUCACAAGCCUUUCGGCAGAACGUGAUGAUUAUGACGUCGAAGCAAUGACGUCUGCCGUCGAUCUCCAACACCGGUUCAAUGAAGCUCGUGUAGCAGUCAGCUUGAAUAAACCGAGUGUGCGUAUUGACAUCGAAGAAGUUAUCAACGGCAUCCUGGGCGACCACCAAAUGUCCGCGCAGCUGUACUCGACGCCUGGUGUCGACGACCCUCUCGACGUCAAACCUUCCGGGGGAUCUGUCGUCGAUUUCUCGCCGACAAGCUCUUCGAUGCUGCCGCCAACCAUCGCCAGUGUAGGAGAACGCGGGAUCGGGGGACGACAAGAUGUCACAUUUCCGAAAAAAAUUGCCGCCGGCACUCGAGCUCUCGACGUGCUGGCCUUGCCCGCGCCAACUUCGCCGAUUAAGGAGCGGAGAGACAAACCAGCUGGUAAGCAGUGACAAACGCCACUCUAUCUGCGCGCUAGUGACCGCAGUGUCUGUCAAUGCACACGA
Molecule: messenger RNA, 5342 nt
Organism: Chara braunii
Lineage: Eukaryota; Viridiplantae; Streptophyta; Charophyceae; Charales; Characeae
Source: the annotation of a GenBank genome assembly